This is a messenger RNA of Rotaria sp. Silwood1, 1134 nucleotides long. Lineage: Eukaryota; Metazoa; Rotifera; Eurotatoria; Philodinida; Philodinidae. The record is from the annotation of a GenBank genome assembly.
AUGCCAUGUGCCGUUGCUAUCGGCAUUAUUGGCAAUCUUUUAUCUAUAUUGGUAUUUGCACGUCGUGAAAUGAUUAAAUUUUGUGUAUCGAUAAUUACAAUUGUUCUUGCAGUUAGUGAUAUUCUUUUGUUAACUACUUCAUUAUUUAACAUAAUUUUGCCGGAUUUUCGUGGUGUAUCAUUGUCAGAUGAAUCGGCAUUUUGGUGUCAUUUUCAUGGCUAUUUCGAUCUUCUAUUUGCUGCCGUAAGUGGUUAUUCAGUUGUAUUUAUAUCAGUUGAAAGAUGGUUUUCUAUCUGGAAACCAUUUGAAAAAUCGAAAUAUGUUACAUUUAAAUCAACAUUAAUCACUGUUAUCAGUUAUAUCUUAAUAUCAAUAUUUGGUUUCUCAUGGUUUCCAUUCACAUUAAAUUAUAAUCCAGAUCAACCUAAGCCUGAAGAUACAUGUGAAUUAUUACGGCCAACUGUAUAUAAAAUCCUUGGAACAAUAUCAGUUAUAUUUACUUAUAUUGUACCAUUCUUUUUUCUUGGUGUACUUAAUAUUCUUAUCGUUUAUCGUUUACAUGCUCGUCAAAAUACAGUCAUACAACGUUCACUCAUGCAAUCAAGUAGUACAUUUACUAAUGAUUCAUCAUUCGGAUCAUCAUCAACACGUAAAAGACAACAAAGACAACGAAAUACUGAUCGAAAUAUAACAUUGAUGUUGAUUGCUGUUGCUAUUGCUUUUAUGGUUAUGAUAUUUCCAUAUCAAAUCUAUUGGUUUUAUAUGCAAAUUCGUCGAUUAACUGUGCAAAAUAUUACUUUAGUUACAUUAACACAAACAUUUCGUUAUUUAAAUUGUUGUUGUAACUUUUUUCUUUAUUCAGCUACAUCAUCAUUAUUUCGUCGUGAGUUACGUGAAAUAUUUCAAUUGACACAUUCAUUAAAAUCAAAUCAAAGUAUUAAUAUUAAUGAUGAUAAACGACCAAGACGAGUAUCAAGUCUAGCACUUGGUUCACUUGAUAAAAAUCAGAUAUUAGCUGAACGUCGAAAUCUUUUAUCACCAGUAUCAAAACAAGCAUCAUUAACAAAAACAACUGUAGAACAUUUUAAUUUUUCAGAUACAAUAAAUGGCAAUAUGGCUUCGUGUAAAACAUAA